This is a messenger RNA of Mobula hypostoma (lesser devil ray), 5219 nucleotides long. It is a transcript of the gene slc15a4, whose product is annotated as solute carrier family 15 member 4. Lineage: Eukaryota; Metazoa; Chordata; Chondrichthyes; Myliobatiformes; Myliobatidae. Gene Ontology annotation, molecular function: dipeptide transmembrane transporter activity. The record is from RefSeq and is a predicted model, not a curated record. The transcript has 8 exons. Gene Ontology annotation, biological process: dipeptide import across plasma membrane. Gene Ontology annotation, cellular component: membrane. Bases 176 to 1966 code for a protein of 596 amino acids.
CCUCGGCGUGUGUGGCGUGGACCGCUGGUCAGGCGGGUUUGGGUUAAAGGGAAGUGGCUUGGAGGGAUGAGGAUCUAUCUUUAACUCGCUCAAUUACUCAGCGCUUUCAGCUCGGAAGGAUCGGGCUACCUUUCCCCCUGAAGGAGUGGGAGAGAAAAGUUUUUUUUUGAAUGUAAUGAUGGAAAACCAGACUGAGGAGAGGACUCCGCUGCUCCCGGAGAGACGGGUGGCUUCUGCCUUCCACGGCCGGCGGCUGGCUUGCGGUGCCGUGCUGGUGACGGAGUCCUUGGAGCGAAUGGCGUUUUACGGUAUCACAUGUGGCCUGGUGCUUUUCCUCAACAGCGAGCCCUACAACUGGCUAGGGGCCCAGUCGAGCCAGACUCUGCUGAUCUUCAUGGGCAUCAGUUACUUCGUGUCCCCUUUCGGAGGGUGGCUGGCGGAUGCGUGGCUGGGAAGAUUCCCCACCAUCCUCCUGAGCAUGAUCCUCUACCUGAUUGGAAUGAUGUUGUUCCCUUUUAUUUCAUCUGAUCAGACUCGACGUUACCUUUGUGGAGAACUAGAAUACUAUCCCAUCCUGGACCCCAAGUGCAUCAAUAACAGUUCCAGUGCUUGCGUUUUUCACCGCGAUGGUUACUGCCGACCGGUUAUCUACACGGGGCUGGUCCUAGUCGCACUUGGUGUGGGAUCUGUAAAGGCAAACAUAACUCCAUUUGGAGCAGAUCAGGUGAAAGAUAGAGGCUCUGAGGCCACACGUCGAUUUUUCAACUGGUUCUAUUGGUCAAUUAAUCUGGGUGCUAUCGUCUCACUGGCUGGCAUUUCGUAUAUUCAACAGAACUGUAGCUUUCUCCUUGGAUACAUUAUACCAACUGUUUGCAUGGGCAUUUCUUUCUUGGUUUUUGUAUUUGGCAAAUCAGUUUUUGUCUCUAAGCCACCUGAUGGUAGUUCCUUUACAGACUUAUUUAAAAUUCUUUUUUACUCAUGCUUUUCAAGAAAGCUGAAUAAUGAAGAAAACAGCAGCCAGAACAACGGGAUCUACCCAUCAACUGUUAAACCAGGUUGUCUGGAUCUGGCCAAGAUUGUAUAUGGUGGUGAAUUUCAAGAUAACAAAGUGGAGGAUGUGAAGACCUUUGUCAAAAUUAUCCCAGUGUUCUUAGCACUCAUUCCUUACUGGAUGGUUUACUUUCAGAUGCAAACUACAUAUGUUCUACAGAGCUUGCACCUUCGGAUUCCAACGUUUUUUGCUGAGUAUAAUAACAGCAAUGCUAGCAAUUCAUUUGCAAGCUGCAAACAUCAUAUGCUUCCAGCUGCUUGGUUCACCAUGUUUGAUGCAGUACUUAUUCUGGUUCUGAUCCCAGUCAAAGACAAAGUGGUAGAUCCCGUGCUAAAGAGGAAAGGCUUGCUGCCUACACCCUUGAUGAGAAUUGCUGUUGGCAUGUUUUUUGUUAUGUGCUCUGCAGUGGCUGCUGGAAUUCUGGAAGACCAACGUUUGAAUAGCCUGCAAAAUGGCACCAUUGAACAGCAGAUUGGGAAUGUAUGGUAUAAUGCUGCACCAUUAUCAAUAUGGUGGCAAAUUCCACAGUAUGUGAUGAUUGGGAUCAGUGAAAUAUUUGCAAGUAUAGCAGGGUUGGAGUUUGCCUACUCAGCAGCACCCAAAUCUAUGCAAAGUGCCAUCAUGGGUCUAUUCUUUUUCUUCACUGGAGUUGGCUCCUUUGUCGGUUCAGGACUUCUAUCCCUUGUAUCGGUUGACGGAAUUGGUUGGAUGAAUUGCAAAAGUGACUUUGGUAAUAUCAACAAGUGUCAUAUGGACUACUACUUCUUCUUACUAGCAGGUGUACAGUGUAUCACCCUGAUCAUCUUUAUUGUUGUUUCUGUGACAUUUGAUCGCAACAAAGCCAAAUCUGAUUUGCUGUUCAUCAACGGAAGACGAAAACAUGGAGAACUCAGGUUUAGUCAGACCAGGAACUGAAAAUGAGAACCACUGCAUGUGAAAGAAGACAUAACUGGGGAAAAAAUAGUUGUAAAUCCUUUCUUUGGGUAUGUGAUGGAUUGGGUAGCUUGCCUAUUGCAGAAUGAAACUUUGGGGAGUAUUUUGCCUGAAUGACCUGUAGGAGAUAGCGACACACUACAAGUAAGUACUGGCAGAUAAAGCAGGCUGUUAAGUUGCGAGUGUUGUUCCUGUUGGCAAGGCAAUCUUUUUUAAAAAAUUCUACUGCUACUUUAAACUUCCUGUGGUGAUUGAAGGAAAUCCACAAGGCAUGCUGGAGUCCAACAAAGUUCUACUAAACAGUCUACAGUUUUAAAUUUAUAGACUACCAGUAACUUUUAGCAUACAUAUGUCAGUAUUAUUUUUCACUUCAAAGAGCUGGGUAAAUUUUUUUUAAAAGUCUGCUGCUUGUGUUAUGAAGAUGAUUUUGUUAUUUUAAUCUUUGCAAGUAAAUGCCAGUGAUGCCAUUUUAAGUCUGCUCACCCCAUCCUUAAAGUUCAUUUAUUGCCAUUUAACUAUACACAUGUAUACAGCUAAAUGAAACAUCGUUCCUCUGGGGCCAAGGUACAAAAAGCAGUGCAUGUAGUCACACACAGUACUUAUAGUUACAGUUUAGUACAUACAUUCACAAAAUAAUAUCAGCACAAGUCCCUGAGUGGCGUGGCCUGGAGAUUGAUAAAUUAAAGCAAAUAAAAAUAUAAUCACAAUCCUAUUUCUUCAAAUCAUGUUGACAACUGGAAAAUGCAUCUUGCUGAUAACCAGUUGACUGAUAAAUGAAUAACUAUUAUAUAUUGAAAAGCAAUAUGAUAAAUGCUAGUUUAUUAUCAUGUCUUAUCAAAUGCCUGUAUAACAGAUUUACAUCUUGUCAUUGGGUUGCAGUAUAACCUUUCUCAUAUGCUUGAAUGGAAUUCUGUGCAUUCUGUGCAUUUAUCCUGUGACUGAUAAGUGAGCAUUCAUGACCGGUAUCUUUUAACUAUCAUUUUAAUAAUAAUUGAACUGAAUGAGUCAGAGGAUGCAGAUAUACAAUACCAAAUAAAUGAAAGGGCAAAGAAGCUUAUAUGUAGAUGUUACCAAAAGUUAUGAAAGGAUGCUGUCACUCUCUGAAUUUUUUUGAAUUUAAAGUAGUUUCUAAAUGAUAAAUGUUAAAGAAUUCUUAAUGCAAAUAUUUUUUGAUUUUGAUUUUUAAAUAUUGAUUUUCUGCACUCCCCAGGAGAUCUGAGGUUGCUUUAAGCAAAGUCAAUGUAAUUGGACAUUUUUAAUAUUUUCAAGCAAUAUUAUUGAUCCAACAUAGUAAAUAGUUAUCUAGAUGGCCAGCAGAGUGGAAAUUCUUUACUGUGAAUAUGAAUUCUUAAUGUCUAAGAAUUUGGUCCUUGGGUUCAAGGAAACAAGUGGUGCCCAGUUUUCUAGCAUCUGUUUGAAGAUCAACUUCCUUUAAAAGAUGAAAAGUGUGCUUGGAGAAUGAAUUACAGUUUGAUUACAUUUAAAAUAAUUUGCAUUUUAUAGUUACUACAGGCAGGCAUUUCAAGAUUGCGCAAGAAGGAGAUCUUGGGUGUGGGGCGGAUCUGAAAAUUGAAUCAGAGAUUAAGGAAGGUAUUUGAAGCAAUAGAACUACAAAUGGAACAUGGUUUGUGAGUGUGGUCAUUCUAAAGCGAGAAAAGGGGUAGAAUAAAUCAGGAAGAUAUUGUGACAUUAGAUAAUUUUACAUUUUGAGGCUUUAGAGUAGGGAGGGUUUCCCGCCACGAACCCCUUGCUGUAAUGGUAUUGGUCCGUGGCAUAAAAAUGAUUGGGAACCCCUACUUUAGAGUAAUGGAGAAAGAGAGGGAGGGAGAAUGGAAGCUGUUCAAGGGGAAAGCACACAUGGACCUGCGUCAAUGGCCAACAGGGGAGGUAAAAAUGGUGCAUAUAGAAAACUGCAAGGCUUUUUGGGAGUCAUGCUGUCCUUUCAAUGAGACAAAGUACCAGGUGGUAGGACCCGCUCCUGGGGGUUGAUGUGGCAAGUGUAAGAGGAAAGUGUAACACAGUGCCCCUCUGAGUCUUCUCUGCUGAGUACCUCCCCAGUUCUUGUUGGACUGAGGAAGACUAUCAGCCACGAGGUAACACCAAUAGCAGAUAUAAACCUUCUAAACUACUAAGCACUUUUUAUAAUUUUUGAACUUUUUUUUCCAUAUUAUUGUUAUUAAUAAAAUGUCAGCUUUUUCCACCGUUUUCUCUGUCAUCUUUACAACUACAUUGCAAUGCUCUGAAGUUUCAUCCUGCAGGUUAAGUAGGUCAUUAGUUACGGAGGAAGGAGAACCAUAAUGUGGAAGUGGAAUCAGAUAGACACUGUGAAAAAGAACCUGGACUGAGAGACUAUGUUUCAACUAUCUUUUUCUUUGAAGAACUGUGCUAGCUAGCUGGAUAUAGUUGCUCUUCCUCAAGUGUUUAUAGAUGUAAUAUAUAUCUCAUUCAAGAAAACACAGACAUAGUGGAAGCCAGCAUGAUGAGGAGAUUAACAGUGUGCAAUGAAAACUGAGCCCAUAUUUUUGUUGACUUCAAGGGGCAGGUGAGGAAUAGGUGCACUGGGACAAACAAAUCCAUUUUAGAGAUAUGGAAUGAAGCAUCAGAACUGUGCCGAUUGUGGCUGUAUUGUUGGAGUAAGAGUGUUUCCAUUUUUUUUUAAGCCCCUUCAUGUUGCCUCAGUGGAUAUGAUGCAUUUCAUUACCUUACUUUUGAGGUGCAGGAAAAUUGUCCCUGACUGACUAGAUAGACCUCAACCAACAUCGCUGAGUAGAUUAUAUGACCCUUAACACAUUGUUGUUUGUGGGUGCCUGUUCAGAAAUUGACACAUUUAAUAAAUGACCACAGUAAACAUUUUUUAAAGUCCUUUAGACUGAAAAUAUGAUGGAUCAAAAUAACAAUCGGUAAGCUUUUUAAAAGAUGGGGUUAUAAAAGCACUUUCAAAGGGCAGGGGAAAGAGUGGCUGAGAAGAAAAGUAAAAGCAAAAUGGUUCAUUUAGAUGGUGCAAAAAGAAAAUAUAGUAUGAAAGCUGACUCUUGAUUUGUUUCAACUGAAUAUUUGGCAGAUUUUCUCAAUUUUGUUAAUGUUGGACAUGUAAUAAAUUAGUUCCAACAUUGGUGUGAGUUUGAUUUCCAUUUCCAUUGUCACACUCAUUUAAUGCAAAAACUUUUCACUUUGUACAGUCACUAAUUUUAUCCUUUUCAUCCAGCUUCAGGACUCAACUUGACCACAGAAAAGU